Messenger RNA from Schistocerca nitens (vagrant locust), 483 nucleotides. RefSeq lists its product as uncharacterized. The transcript has 2 exons. The coding region runs from base 1 to 483 and encodes 160 amino acids. The record is from RefSeq and is a predicted model, not a curated record. Lineage: Eukaryota; Metazoa; Arthropoda; Insecta; Orthoptera; Acrididae.
AUGCGCCUCGGAGCGGCAGGUGUGACGUGGCAUUCCGCCAGGUCGCGAACACAGCAGCGACGCCUGCUGGGGGCUCAGCUGUCACGGACGCAGCGGAGGUGCCAGGUGUACAUACAGGUGGCUGGCGGAAGCCCAGAGUCACUCCCGUCUACCGACUACUGUCUGGAGCCGGAAAACGUCUACAUCUACACUCCCCAUCACCUCAACCGACACCACCUCAACCGACACCACCUCAACCGACACCACCUCAACCGACACCACCUCAACCGACACCACCUCAACCGACACCACCUCAACCGACACCACCUCAACCGACACCACCUCAACCGACACCACCUCAACCGACACCACCUCAACCGACACCACCUCAACCGACACCACCUCAACCGACACCACCUCAACCGACACCACCUCAACCGACAUCACUUCAACGACAUCACUUCAACCAACAUCUGCAGAGUCGGAACUUGCUGCUCGAAGUGA